AUGCGUGCGUGCGUGCGUACGCGCCAGUGGUCCCGCUUGGCCGAGGAGUACGUUCGCCUCCUUCGUUUCUCCGACGCCCCGUGCACCAAGCAUUUUCCUCGGUUGGCCCUCUUCGUUUCUUUCUCCGGAGCUGUCCAUUCUCCUUUCUCCCCUUUCUCCGUCGCUCGUUGCCGUUGUUCCAGCACUCGACUCGUCACCUCUCCGCGAGCGCACAGUGGCCGGUUUGUGACUCGCGGCUCGCGCGUUGGAAUUCGUCGAGCUCACGAAACUCGGUGUUUUCGUCUCGAGGUUCGAUCGCGAAGGAGUAGCAGUAGUGUCGUCGACGCGGCACCGAUAAAACGAACUCGCUCCGACGUCGUGCGUCGCAUUCCACGUGUGUGCGUGUUAAGUGCAGCCAACAAAGUGAUCAUCGCGGCUGGAAAGACUCCAGCCCAGAUCGAAAUAAUCCCGUGCAAGGUGUGCGGCGACAAGAGCAGCGGCGUCCAUUAUGGCGUGAUCACCUGCGAGGGCUGCAAAGGCUUCUUCAGGCGGUCCCAGUCGUCGGUCGUCAACUAUCAAUGUCCGCGGAGCAAGAAUUGUGUGGUCGACCGUGUAAACAGAAACCGGUGCCAGUAUUGUCGGUUGCAAAAGUGCCUACGCCUCGGCAUGUCCAGAGAUGCCGUUAAAUUCGGACGCAUGUCGAAGAAGCAGAGGGAGAAGGUCGAGGACGAAGUUAGGUUCCACAGGGCACAAAUGAGAGCGGCCUCUGAGACGGCGCCCGAUAGCAGUGUAUUUGAACAUCAGACCCCGAGCAGUUCGGAUCAACACCACCCCUACAACGGCGGGUACACAUAUGGCGGUAGUGAAUACGCUUCUCCCGGUCCCGGAACUGGCGGAUCGGGUUAUUACAAUCAUCAGGCGAUGACGAACUACGAGCUUAGCGCCGAUUACGUCGACAGCACGACGACCUAUGACCCGCGACCGACGCAGACGCAGGUUGCGGACACUGUCGCCCCUGAUACGCCCUCCGCUGUCACCGCGACUGGGGUACUUCCCAGCGUGGUCACCACCGGAAAGUCGCUGUCUGCAUCGACGACCGGAAGCAGUACGGGGGGUAGUGGUGGAGGUAGUAGCGGAGGCGGUGGUGGCGGUGGUAACGGUGGUGGAUCCGGUGGUGGUGGCUCGGGUGGUGGAGGGAGCGGUUCUGGCACCGCCGGUGGUGCGGCCACCACCGGCGGCGGGGGCGGCGGUGCCGGUUCUCUGAGCGGGGGUGGAAUCGUUGCUGUGAAGCAAGAGACCACCGUCGAACUUGCCAGCCUGGGCCACGGCUCGUACACGAUGGUCGACUCAACGACCUUUCUGAGCAGUCAGCAACAGAGGGUCAGCAAUCCAUCCGAGGACGACGAAGUGCCGAGUCUGCCCAGUAUGUCCCAUGCGAGAUAUCCUGCACAGAUCAGCGAGCUGCUCUCAAAAACGAUAGCGGAUGCAUACGCAAGAACGUAUCUGCUGUCGACGGAAGAGAUCCAGGAGUCUUUCCGGAAGCCGCACGAUCUCUCCAGAUUGAUCUACUACAAGAACAUGGCGCACGAGCAGCUGUGGCUCGAGUGCGCCCAAAAACUAACCGCCGUUAUCCAGCAGAUCAUCGAGUUCGCCAAGAUGGUUCCUGGAUUCAUGAAGCUCUCCCAGGACGAUCAGAUUGUUCUAUUAAAGGCUGGUUCCUUCGAGUUGGCUGUGCUACGUAUGAGCAGGUACCUUGAUCUUCAGCAGAAUUGUGUCCUGUACGGCGACACUAUGUUGCCACAGGACGCGUUUUAUACAACGGACACGGCGGAAAUGAAGCUCGUUUCUUGCGUGUUCGAAUUGGCCAGGAGUAUUGCCGAAUUGAAGCUCACGGAAACGGAGCUGGCGCUUUACAGCGCGGCGGUUCUGUUUAGUCCCGAUCGGCCGGGACUGAAAGGGCUCGCGGAAAUCACGAGACUGUCACAGGCGGUAAUCAGGGCGCUCAGGUCGGAGCUCGACCGUAAUCACGUGUCGCCCAUAAAGGGCGACGUGACGGUGUGCGACGCGAUCCUGGCGAAGAUCCCCCAGCUACGGGAGAUCUCUCUGCUGCACAUGGACGCCCUCGCCAAGCUAAAACGGUCGCAGCCGCACCUCGACUUUCCGGCCCUCCACAAAGAGCUUUUCAGCGUCGACAGCUGAACGAUCGACGUGGCGCAGGGCGUCCCGACGCUGACGAACAAAGCGGUACGCGAGUAGCGCCGGGCCUUGCUCUGUCAAGAUUAUUUCCUUCGUAAUGAACGUAUUGG
Molecule: messenger RNA, 2285 nt
Organism: Colletes gigas
Lineage: Eukaryota; Metazoa; Arthropoda; Insecta; Hymenoptera; Colletidae
Gene: Hr3
Product: probable nuclear hormone receptor HR3
Exons: 9
Coding region: 1-2178 (725 amino acids)
Biological process (GO): regulation of transcription by RNA polymerase II
Cellular component (GO): nucleus
Molecular function (GO): nuclear receptor activity; zinc ion binding; RNA polymerase II cis-regulatory region sequence-specific DNA binding
Source: RefSeq, a predicted model, not a curated record